This is a messenger RNA of Odobenus rosmarus divergens (Pacific walrus), 2554 nucleotides long. RefSeq names its product forkhead box O3. The transcript has 3 exons. Gene Ontology annotation, molecular function: RNA polymerase II cis-regulatory region sequence-specific DNA binding; DNA-binding transcription factor activity, RNA polymerase II-specific. Gene Ontology annotation, cellular component: nucleus; mitochondrial matrix. Gene Ontology annotation, biological process: regulation of transcription by RNA polymerase II. NCBI's taxonomy places the organism in Eukaryota, Metazoa, Chordata, Mammalia, Carnivora, Odobenidae. The record is from RefSeq and is a predicted model, not a curated record. Bases 233 to 1594 code for a protein of 453 amino acids.
AGUGGACAGUCCCCACAAGGUAAACAUGGGUUGGAAGGGGCUGGAGUGGACAUAGGGUAGCAACAGUUAGGAAAUUACCAGUCGCUCCCGACUGACACGGCACCUUUGAAAUACUUUUAAGAGUCUGAAAUCUUUUCCUGGAAGGAGCCGCCCUCUCACCUUUUGGCUUAAAUUAUACGAUGCUCGGAAAACAAACUCUAUCCGGCACAACCUGUCACUGCACAGCCGGUUCAUGCGGGUCCAGAAUGAGGGAACCGGCAAGAGCUCUUGGUGGAUCAUCAACCCUGACGGGGGAAAGAGCGGGAAGGCACCCCGGCGGCGGGCUGUGUCCAUGGACAACAGCAACAAGUAUACCAAGAGCCGUGGUCGUGCAGCCAAGAAGAAGGCAGCCCUGCAGACAGCCCCUGAGUCAGCAGAUGACAGUCCCUCCCAGCUCACCAAGUGGCCUGGCAGCCCCACAUCACGCAGCAGUGAUGAGCUGGAUGCGUGGACGGACUUCCGCUCACGUACCAAUUCCAAUGCCAGCACCGUCAGCGGCCGCCUGUCACCCAUCUUGGCGAGCACAGAGUUGGAUGACGUCCAGGAUGAUGAUGCACCACUCUCCCCCAUGCUCUACAGCAGCUCCGCUAGCCUCUCACCCUCUGUAAAUAAGCCAUGCACCGUGGAGCUACCACGGCUGACCGACAUGGCGGGCACCAUGAAUCUGAAUGAUGGGCUGUCUGACAACCUCAUGGAUGACCUGCUGGAUAACAUCACCCUCCCAUCGUCCCAGCCAUCGCCCACUGGAGGGCUCAUGCAGCGGAGCUCUAGCUUCCCAUAUACUACCAAGGGCUCCAGUCUGGGUUCUCCAACUGGCUCCUUUAAUAGCACAGUGUUUGGACCCUCGUCUCUGAAUUCCCUGCGCCAGUCUCCCAUGCAGACCAUCCAAGAGAACAAGCCAGCUACCUUCUCUUCCAUGUCACACUAUGGCAACCAGACACUCCAGGACCUGCUCACUUCAGACUCACUCAGCCACAGCGAUGUCAUGAUGACCCAGUCGGACCCCUUGAUGUCUCAGGCCAGCACCGCUGUGUCCGCCCAGAACUCCCGCCGGAACGUGAUGCUUCGAAAUGACCCAAUGAUGUCCUUUGCCGCCCAGCCUAACCAGGGGAGUUUGGUCAAUCAGAACUUGCUCCACCACCAGCACCAAACCCAGGGCGCUCUCGGUGGCAGCCGUGCCUUGUCGAAUUCUGUCAGCAACAUGGGCUUGAGCGACUCCAGCAGCCUUGGGUCAGUUAAACACCAGCAACAGUCUCCUGUCAGCCAGUCUAUGCAAACCCUCUCGGACUCUCUCUCAGGCUCCUCCUUGUACUCAUCUAGUGCAAACCUUCCCGUCAUGGGCCAUGAGAAGUUCCCCAGCGACUUGGACCUGGACAUGUUCAAUGGGAGCUUGGAAUGUGACAUGGAGUCCAUUAUCCGUAGCGAACUCAUGGAUGCUGAUGGGUUGGAUUUUAAUUUUGAUUCCCUCAUCUCCACACAGAAUGUUGUUGGUUUGAACGUGGGGAACUUCACUGGUGCUAAGCAGGCCUCAUCUCAGAGCUGGGUGCCAGGCUGAAGGAUCACUGAGGAAAGGGGAAGUGGGCAAAGCAGACCCUCAAACUGACACAAGACCUACAGAGAAACCCUUUGCCAAAUCUGCUCUCAGCAAGUGGACAGUGAUACCGUUUACAGCUUAACACCUUUGUGAAUCCCGCACCAUUUUCCUAACCCAGCAGAGACUGUUAAAGGCCCCUUACCCCAGGUGAAGCACUUACCCUUGGAACAGAACUCUCUAUAUAAAGUAUGCAAAAUCUUCCUUGUACAGGGUGAUGAGCCACCUGCCAGCGAAGGACAGCACCCUGUCAGCACCACCCACCCUCGUUCAGAGCACACCGUGAGCUCCUGUUGGCGAUUCUGUGGCGUAUUCAUAUCACGAUGGUUUAUGGGAUGUUUUAAGUGUUGUUUUUGUGUUUGUUUUCCUUUGACUUUCUGAGUUUUUCACAUGCAUUAACUUGCAGUAUUUUUAUGUUAAAAUGUUAAUCAUCCUUCCCCUGGCAAAUUUAAAAACAGAAGGAAAAUGUUGUACCAGUUACUAUUCUAGCUUUGGGCAUCACAAGCAUUUGAGCCCUUGGAACUCCAUAAACUAACAAAUUACAUAAACCAGAGGGGGAUAUUCUUUCUUCUUUUGUUUGGUAGAAAACUAUGCUUUUCUAAAAACUGAACAAUGGCACAACUGUUUGCCAUGCGCACCAGUCCAGGACUGACCCCUGUAUAGGCCCAACGAAUGGAGUGCUGCAUGCGACCCAGUGUGUUUUCGUUCUGAGUGAGGGGUCUGGGGGGGCGGGGAGAGACCCCCAGCACCUGGUCUGCAGUUGCCAGAGCAGUCGGGCCUCUGGUCUCCUGGCAUUAUCCUCAGCUAAUGCAGUGAACAGUGAUGGUAUGCUGGUUAGAAAUUAGGAUCUUUUCAAGAAAGAAGUCAGCUCAGCUGCCCACUCAUUGCCAAAUGCCACUAAAGGAUUUAGUUUUAAGGAGAAAA